Messenger RNA from Didymodactylos carnosus, 588 nucleotides. The record is from the annotation of a GenBank genome assembly. NCBI's taxonomy places the organism in Eukaryota, Metazoa, Rotifera, Eurotatoria, Philodinida, Philodinidae.
AUGACAGAAGAUUUAGAUCGUAAAAAAUUAGUCGUUGUCGGUAAUGGAAAUGUUGGAAAAACAUCGUUAUUGUAUGCAUUUAAAGAUGAUCGAUUUUGUCAAGAUUAUGUUCCAACAUUAUUCGAAGGAAAUACUCAUAUUAUCGAAGUAGACAAUAAACGUAUUGAACUUUUACUAAUAGAUACUGCCGGACAAGAAGAAUAUGCACGAUUACGUGUUCUUGGCUAUCCCAAUACUCAAGUUGUCCUAGUAUGUUUUGCAUUUGAUUCGCCAGAUAGUUUAACAUGUGUCGGUGAUAAAUGGGCACCUGAAGUUAAAUAUCAUUGUCGAAAUGUUCCAAUAUUAUUAAUUGCAAAUAAAUGUGAUUUAAAAGACGAUUCUGCUGUACAUGAAAGAAUUAAACAGUUAAAUCAAAAAGUGAUAACGACAGAAGAUGCAUUAUUAUGUGCAAAACGAAUUGGUGCAAGAAAUUAUUUAGAAUGUUCAGCAAAAACGAGACAAGGUGUUAGAGAAGUAUUUGAAUAUGCAGCUAAAGUAGCCUUAGACAAAGGCAGUAAAACACCAUGUUGUAAUUGUUGUUUAUUAUAA